This is a messenger RNA of Meloidogyne enterolobii, 3886 nucleotides long. NCBI's taxonomy places the organism in Eukaryota, Metazoa, Nematoda, Chromadorea, Rhabditida, Meloidogynidae. The record is from the annotation of a GenBank genome assembly.
AUGACUUUUUUAAAAUUAUAUUUAGGUGUUUGUUACUUACUUGGAGCCGACUUGAACCAUAAGGGAAUAAUCAAUACAUGCGGGCCUUUGCCGAAGAAAGACAGGCAUAAUGACUAUGGAUCGUGUGAACAAGGCUUUUCAGCAUUUAUAGACUCAAAUGUUACUCUUACAGGAAUUCCUGGUGCAAGAAAAUGGACGGGAGGAGUUUUUGCAAAAUACGAUUUUGUUGGGUCUGGAGGUUUUGUGGACUCUGUGGACCGUCGAACAAUGGAAUUAGAUAAAAAUCAGGGAGGUGUGCUUGCAUUGUUGGCUUCACACGAUUAUUUGGGAUAUUCUGUCCAUUAUGGGCGGUUUGGGUUUUCUCAUGAAGACGAAAAGAAUUUUACGGUUGUUAGUGGUGCUACACGUUUCAAUCAAACCGGUGCUGUCAUUUUUCUUCCUUUUCGACGCAAUUUUCAUGCUGAAGAAGGUCCAAAUCUUGGUUUAUUAGAAGACCAUUUUAUUCUUUCUGGGCGUCAAUUAGGUUCUGGUUUUGGAAGUAGUUUGGCUGUUUUGGAUUUAAAUAAUGAUGGAUUUGAUGAUUUACUUGUUGGUGCUCCUUUUGAAUAUUUUUAUGAUGAAGAAGAAAAUGAAAAAGGAGGGGCUGUUUAUAUUUAUUUUUCUAAAGGAAUAAAAUUAGGCAAAGGACAACAAACAUCAAACAAUUUUAUUUUUUAUCCCCCAAUUAUAAUUAGAGGAACAACUAGACAUUCACAUUUUGGGGCGUCUUUAGCUUCUAUUGGAAAUUUAAAUAAUGACAAAAAUGGAUUUAAAGAUUUUGUUGUUGGCGCCCCUUACCAUUUUUCUGGUUCCGGCGCUGUUUUUGUCUUUCACGGCAAUGAACGUGCACACUUUUCAACUAAACCUGCUCAACAAAUUUAUGCCUAUAAUUUACCAAAUAAACCCAAUUCUUUUAAAUCUUUUGGGUUUUCUUUGGCAAAGGGUGUUGAUUUGGAUGGGGAUGGAUAUGAUGAAUUGAUAGUUGGAGCACCAGAAACGAAUGUUGUUAUAAUUUUUCGUUCAAAACCAGUUUUGGAAGUUAAAUUGGGUCAUCAAUUUGAACAAAAACAUGUUAAAAUAAGUACUUCUAGAAGUGAUUGGGGGGAGUGUGCUUUGGGACCAAGCUGUUUUUCCUUGUCAACUUCAAUAUUUUUAUCUGAUCGAAAUUUGACAGCUUUAAAACAAUUAAAUAAAUUGUUUGGUAUUGGACAAUCCCCAUUUUUGUGUAAACUUGAAGUUUUGCCCUUUGCUAGAGGUGUUCUCCCACGUGCUCUGUUUACUUCUAAUGGGGAGAAUAAAAUUAGUUGGCCGUGUGGAUCGAAUGCUGUUACUAGGGAAGAAAUUAGCCAUCAAAAGUUAUACAUUCCGAGCGGAAACGAAGACUGGACAAAUCCUUUACGUUUCAACUUUUCAAUUUCUCUACGCAAACCUCAAUUAACAACAACAAUUAAUAAUAACAACAAUUUAUUACCAGCUAUUAGCCCGGACCAAACAUUUCAUAUUUUUGGAAUUGCUUUUGAUAAAUUGUGUGGAGAUGAUAAUGAAUGUCACACAAAUUUGGUUUUGAGUGGGGCUUUGCUUGAUUUAUCUAAACGUUCUGAUGGAUUAUACCAAGCAAAAGUAACAGAAAAAGAUGUCUUAAUUCUCAGAUUGCUAGUUGAAAAUCGUGCAGAACGUGCUUAUUUGGCUAAAUUAUAUUUGGAAUAUGAUGAAACAGAAUUGGAUGAACCUAGUGUUGUUAAAAGGGGAGAAUUUAAUUUAAAUGAGCAUAAAGUCGAUAUUGAAAAGAGGGAAUUGGGGAAAGCUGUUUUGGCUUUGGCUAAUCCGUUGGAGGCUGGAGAAAAGUUGGGCUUCGAUUUACUCUUCAAACUUGUCCGAAGCAGUUCAGAACGUGUUUCAGCAUCUUUACAAUUUAAAGCUUUUGUAAAUUCUUCUUCUGUAGAAGACUUCCCUAAAGAUAAUUUUUGGAAGGCAGAAGUUUUAUUAAUUAAAGAGGCCGAUCUUCAAUUAGAUGGGGGCUCUCGUCCCCCAAUAGUCCAUUUUAGUAGAGGAAAUUAUGCGCCUAAGGAUGAAUUUGAUAUUGGACCGCAAUUGAUCCAUGCUUAUACUUUAACGAAUAAAGGGCCUUUUUAUGCAAGGAAUGUUACUUUAAAGAUUGACUGGCCUCUACGUCUAGACACCUCUUCACCCAAUUCUGACUGGCUACUUUAUAUUUUAGAAGAGCCCUUAAUUCGACAUAAUGGCCAAUUUAGACGUUGUCCUAUAAUAAACACUCAGUUACCCUCCUCUAAAUUAAUUAAUCCUUUAAAUAUUUACAAUGAUGCAACCCUAAAAUUGGAUUAUUAUUUGUCUAAAUCCCCCUAUCGACAACGAAAACCUCGAAAUUUAAUUUUAAUUAAUUCAACAAAAGAAGAGGAAAAGGAAAAUUUAAAAUUAAUUAGACAAGGAUCUAUUCUUCAAUUAAAUAGCCCUUUAUGGCCAAAAUGGAUUAAUGAAGAAUCUGGAGAAAGGGUUAAAGUUGUUGAUAUUAACUGUAAGGACAACAGUGCCCGUUGUGUUCAAUUAACUUGCCAUUUUGACUAUAUUGGAAGUAAUGAUUCUGCUUUAAUUGAAAUUAGAGCUCGUUUAUGGAAUUGGACUUUUUCUGCUGAAGAUUACCGCCAAUUUGAUUAUAUAGCUAUAACCUCUGAAGGUUUUAUUGAAUUGGAUCCGUCACAAGGAAUUUUGGAAGAAAAAAGUAAAUAAUUCUGAUUUUUUGUUCUGUUCUGAAAUUCUGAUUUGAAUAUCCUUAUUUUUAAUUCUGCUCUGAAAUUCUGAUGUAAAAAUUCUGAUUUUCUGAUCCAAAAAUUCUGAUUUUAAUUCUGAUUUUUUGUUCUGUUCUGAAAUUCUGAUUUGAAAAUUCUGAUUUUUAAUUUUGUUCUGAAAUUCUGAUGUGAAAAUUCUGAUUUUCUGAUCCAAAAAUUCUGAUUUUAAUUCUGAUUUUUUGUUCUGUUCUGAAAUUCUGAUUUGAAUAUCCUUAUUUUUAAUUCUGCUCUGAAAUUCUGAUGUAAAAAUUCUGAUUUUCUGAUCCAAAAAUUCUGAUUUUAAUUCUGAUUUUUUGUUCUGUUCUGAAAUUCUGAUUUGAAAAUUCUGAUUUUUAAUUUUGUUCUGAAAUUCUGAUGUAAAAAUUCUGAUUUUCUGAUCCAAAAAUUCUGAUUUUAAUUCUGAUUUUUUGUUCUGUUCUGAAAUUCUGAUUUGAAAAUUCUGAUUUUUAAUUUUGUUCUGAAAUUCUGAUGUGAAAAUUCUGAUUUUCUGAUCCAAAAAUUCUGAUUUUAAUUCUGAUUUUUUGUUCUGUUCUGAAAUUCUGAUUUGAAUAUCCUUAUUUUUAAUUCUGCUCUGAAAUUCUGAUGUAAAAAUUCUGAUUUUCUGAUCCAAAAAUUCUGAUUUUAAUUCUGAUUUUUUGUUCUGUUCUGAAAUUCUGAUUUGAAAAUUCUGAUUUUUAAUUUUGUUCUGAAAUUCUGAUGUAAAAAUUCUGAUUUUCUGAUCCAAAAAUUCUGAUUUUAAUUCUGAUUUUUUGUUCUGUUCUGAAAUUCUGAUUUGAAAAUUCUGAUUUUUAAUUUUGUUCUGAAAUUCUGAUGUAAAAAUUCUGAUUUUCUGAUCCAAAAAUUCUGAUUUUAAUUCUGAUUUUUUGUUCUGUUCUGAAAUUCUGAUUUGAAUAUCCUUAUUUUUAAUUCUGCUCUGAAAUUCUGAUGUAAAAAUUCUGAUUUUCUGAUCCAAAAAUUCUGAUUUUAAUUCUGAUUUUUUGUUCUGUUCUGAAAUUCUGAUUUGAAAAUUCUGAUUUUUAAUUUUGUUCUGAAAUUCUGAUGUA